UUUUAUUUCGUCUGACUUUGAUAUCUCCUCAAAUCACCCGAAAUGUUGACAUGAGUAAGCUGCAUAGACCGUAAUUCGACAUGGAAAGGUCAUGAAAAAAAGCCAAGAAAAAGGACCAUUUGUGACGGCUUUUUCAUUCGACUUCGACUACAUUAAAAAUACACUAUCUGAUUGAUGAAAUGAUGAACUUUCGAUUCAAUAUAGACACUUUAUGACUUGAAAAGUUCAAGUACUUUUAAAGUGAGUUUCCCGAAAAAGUUGGCUAGUUUCGAAUAUUGAAAAAAACGUACUGUGCCCAAUGAAGUAAUUUCAAGCCUCAGAUUACUGGCGGUCUUAUCCUGUACAUUUUCUACUACGAGCAUACACACUUCGACACACUGUUGCACGGCCUGGGCCAAGGUUAUUCAGUCUUUACUAUACUUACAAUAUACGUUCGUGCGUAUAAGAGGAUAUAAGUCAGCUAGAUGCGUGGUAAAUGUGCUGCCUAGGAAAGAUAUGUUCUAGCAACGUCUGAAAUAUCCUUACCUAACAAUACCACAUAAUGUCUGAUUCGAAUUCUCCAAAAACCGACGACGACGGCAAGGGUCCUUUGAAUAUCCUGCGCAAGUUUCGUUUCCAAAAAAAGCCUGUUAAAAAAAUGUCCAUCACAUCUGAUGAAGACAGUAACAUGAGUCCUGCAAAUGUAAGGCGUAAACCAGUACAAAGAAUUGUUGACAGUGACAGUGACGAAGAAAAUAAAAGUCUUAAAGUAUCAACAGUUGAUAGCAAUGAUGAUGAAAAAUCAAAAAAACCACCCACUACUGAAGUUAACUCUGAGAUUACCAGUGCAGAAAAAGAAAAAAUGCUCAGAGCAUUAGGAGAGUCAUUCCCAAAUACCAAUGUUAUGGUUCUUGUAAAGACCUUAUCUUCAUCAAAUUGGAAUUUAGAAACUGCGAAAGAGAUGAUGAAAGAUGUUCCACAAAAUGCAGCCCCAAAUACAAUACAUAAUACAACGCAUAAUACAACGCAUAAUACAACGCAUAAUGCAAUACAUAACACAACACAAAACACAGCACAAAAUACAACCCAAAAUACAACCCAAAAUACAACCCAAACUGCCGUUUUAAAACAUCAACCAACAGUAAAAAAAAGACCAGCAGAGAAACAUAAAAAUAAUCAGAAAAAAAAACGUAAAAGAUAUAAUCAUGAUGAUGAGGAUAGAGAUGUUGAUUCCGAUGAAGGCAAUGAUUAUGGCAAAGAAAAAGUUUUUGAUAGUGAAAAUGAUGAUUCAGAUAAUGAAGUAACAGAUGAUUUAACUAAUGAUAAACAAGCAGUAUUAAAUUUUAUGCAAACAGCUUUGCCUACUGAAUUGUUAUUAAUGCAUCAGUGUUCACAAAAAAAAGUGAAUGCAAUUCUAGCAGCUAGACCAUUUAGUGGCUGGAAAGAUUUAGUAGAAAAAUUUCAAAACACAAAAUUUUUAGAUACUGAACUCCUGAAUGCAGCACAGGAUUUAAUACAAACAAGAAAUACUAUAAGCAUCCUCAUGAAAAAAUGUCUUAAAGUUUCAUCAAAUAUAGAGAAAGCAAUAGCUGAUGGGUCAGCAACUAUAAAAGAACAACCUCAAGGUCUUACAUCAGAAUUGAGGCUUGCACCUUAUCAAAUAAUUGGUUUAAAUUGGUUAGCAGUAAUGCAUGCCCAAAAAGUUAAUGGUAUUUUAGCUGAUGAAAUGGGUUUAGGAAAGACAGUGCAGGUCAUUGCUUUUCUCACCUACUUAAAAGAAGCUGGGUUCAUUCAAGAGACCGAUGGUCCACAUUUAAUUGUUGUGCCUAGUUCUACAAUGGAAAAUUGGAGUAAUGAAUUUGAACGAUGGUCACCUAAUCUGAAAGUUGUUCAGUAUUAUGGUUCACAAGAUGAACGCAGACAAAUGAGAUAUGGCUGGAGAAAUGGAGACUUGGAUGAUGUAGAUGUUGUACUGACAACUUACAAUCUUGUUAGCAGUACACCAGAAGAGAGACGUUUGUUUAGAGUUUUGCCAAUAAAAUAUGUAAUUUUUGAUGAGGCACAUAUGUUAAAAAAUAUGGGCACUCUAAGAUUUGAAAAUUUAAUAAGAAUUAAUGCUCAACAUAGAAUAUUAUUGACUGGUACCCCACUGCAAAAUAAUCUUUUAGAGUUGAUGUCUUUGCUCAUUUUUGUAAUGCCAUCAAUUUUUGCUAAAAAACAGGAAGAAUUGAAAAGCUUAUUUUCAAAGAACCCAAAAAUCAAUGCUAAUAAAUCAGCAGACGAUAAGCCACUUUUUGAAGAACAACAAGUUAAAAAUGCUAAACAAAUUAUGAAACCAUUUGUAUUGCGUCGUUUGAAGUCUGAGGUUUUAAAUGACAUGCCAACAAAGAGUGAUGAAGUUAUCAAGUGUCCUAUGAUCGAAAAGCAAAUAGAGAUGUAUAAAAAUUUAGUAGAACAAUUUUCAGCUGAAGCUCGAGAAACAUCUGAGGUUGAUGGUGUUGGAAUGAUGAUGCAGCUGCGAAAACUCGCAAAUCAUCCUCUUCUUAUUAGAAAUUAUUAUACUGAAGAUAAAUUGCGAAAAAUGUCCAAAAGAUUAAUCGGCGAGAGUGGAUGGAAACAAAAAAAUGCUCAGUAUGCAUUUGAAGAUCUUUUAUGGUUGUCAGAUUAUAAAAUUCAUCAAUUAACUCGUACCUAUAAAAGUAUAGCUGGUUUUGGUCUUCCACAAGAUAUGAUUCCUGAAUCUGGAAAGUUGAAACAAUUAGAUGAACUUUUACCAGAACUAAAAAGUGGAGAACACAGAGUAUUAAUAUUUAGUCAGUUCACAAUGGUUUUAGAUAUUUUAGAAGAAUAUUUAACUCUUAGAAGCCAUACGUACCUUCGACUUGAUGGACAGACACCAGUUAUGGAAAGACAAGAUCUGAUUAAUGAAUUUACUGACAAUAAAGAAAUAUUCAUUUUUCUUUUAUCUACUAGAGCUGGAGGUCUUGGAAUAAAUUUAACAUCUGCUGACACAGUUAUUAUUCAUGAUAUUGACUUUAAUCCACACAAUGAUAAACAAGCAGAAGAUAGAUGUCACCGUGUUGGACAAAAAAAGUCAGUACGAAUAAUUCGAUUAUUAGGUAAAGAUACCAUAGAAGAAGGAAUGUACAAAAUGGCCCAAGAAAAACUCAAUCUUGAACAAAAACUAACUGGAAAUGAAGGAAACGAAGCAGUUGAAAAAGGAAGCACAAUAAAAUUGUUAAAAAUGGUUUUAGGAAUCGACUUAAAAAAAACUAUAAAUAUAUCACCCAAAAAAAAUGGUAAUAUAGAUGAUUUUGAAGUUGAUGAAUAAUACCAGUUGGUUUUUGAAAAAAGUGUUUAGGUCAAUUUUUACCUCAAAUUUUGGUACAUGUUUGCAAUAUAUUUUUAAAAUUUGUACAUGCAUACUAAAAAUCAUAUAAAUUAUCGUGAAAUCGUCUUAUUGAAAAUAAUUGUACAAACUGAUAGUUGAUUGAAUGCUGUCACUUGUAUAUCACUGAAAUACCAACGUUUUUUGUUUGAAUUGUAUGAUUAGGUGAUUUUUGUUACAUUAUGUACCAAUUUUAACUUAUUUGGAUCUUUCAGUUUUAUUUUUUAUGACAUUGGACUUAAAUCAUCAAUUUUGAAAGAAAUAUUUUUUCUAUAUUUUAUACAAGUGAUCUUGCUUAUAGAGCAUGUUUUUUGUAAAUUUCGAAUAAAUCACGUUUUUGUAAUUUUGUA
Molecule: messenger RNA, 3717 nt
Organism: Trichogramma pretiosum
Lineage: Eukaryota; Metazoa; Arthropoda; Insecta; Hymenoptera; Trichogrammatidae
Gene: Etl1
Product: SWI/SNF-related matrix-associated actin-dependent regulator of chromatin subfamily A containing DEAD/H box 1 homolog
Exons: 14
Coding region: 542-3310 (922 amino acids)
Cellular component (GO): nucleus
Molecular function (GO): ATP binding; chromatin binding; ATP-dependent chromatin remodeler activity
Source: RefSeq, a predicted model, not a curated record